CACGCACCUGCCACUCUGGUUGGCCCCUUGUUCCAUGUCUCACUGUCUCUCUGCCCUUGCUUGUCUGUUCCGCCAGUCUGUUCCGUCAGUCUGUUUUGUCUCCAUACCUACAAUCCCCAUCCCAUUUCGUAUGAUGAUCGCAUCCCAGAUCCCACCACGUCCCACUCUCCCACGUUCCACGGUCCACGUUCCAGGUCCCACCUUCCUUGCUCGCCGAGCCAUUGAGACCCCCUUCUCGGUAACACAAGCACGGACAGGACCCAGUUGAUUGGAACUCCUCUGCUCGGGGCCACCGAACUGUGCAUUUUGCGUCCCGGGGGGGUGGGCUCUGUCGCUGACUUCCGUCUGAUGCUUGGACAGCUACUGGACCGUUGACUGGACCGUUGACUGGACCGUUGACUGGACCGUUGACUGG
Messenger RNA from Ilyonectria robusta, 415 nucleotides. RefSeq lists its product as uncharacterized. The record is from RefSeq and is a predicted model, not a curated record. The transcript is spliced from 2 exons. NCBI's taxonomy places the organism in Eukaryota, Fungi, Ascomycota, Sordariomycetes, Hypocreales, Nectriaceae. The coding region runs from base 35 to 268 and encodes 77 amino acids.